AUGUCUCACAGAAAGUACGAAGAGCCAAGACACGGUUCCUUGGGUUUCCUCCCAAGAAAGAGAGCUGCCAACUCUAGAGGUAAGGUUAAGUCUUUCCCUAAGGAUGUCAAGUCCAAGCCAGUCGCUUUGACCGCCUUCUUGGGUUACAAGGCUGGUAUGACCACCAUCGUCAGAGACUUGGACAGACCAGGUUCUAAGAUGCACAAGCGUGAGAUCGUCGAGGCUGCCACCGUUGUUGACACCCCACCAAUGGUUGUUGUUGGUGUCGUCGGUUACGUCGAGACCCCAAGAGGCUUGAGAUCUUUGACCACCGUCUGGGCUGAGCACCUUUCUGAGGAGGUCAAGAGAAGAUUCUACAAGAACUGGUACAAGUCCAAGAAGAAGGCUUUCACCAAGUACUCCGCCAAGUACGCUAAGAACGGUGAGGAGAUCCAGAAGGAGUUGGCUAGAAUCACCAAGUACGCCACUGUCGUCAGAGUUCUUGUCCACACCCAGAUCAAGAAGACCCCAUUGGCUCAGAAGAAGGCUCACCUCGCUGAGAUCCAGAUCAACGGUGGUUCCACCGAGGACAAGGUCAACUGGGCCAAGGAGCACUUCGAGAAGGAGGUCUCCGUUGACUCCGUUUUCGAGCAGAACGAGAUGAUCGAUGUCGUCGCUGUCACCAAGGGUCACGGUUUCGAGGGUGUUACCCACAGAUGGGGUACCAAGAAGUUGCCAAGAAAGACCCACAGAGGUUUGAGAAAGGUUGCUUGUAUCGGUGCCUGGCACCCAGCUAACGUUAACUGGACUGUCCCAAGAGCUGGUCAGAACGGUUACCACCACAGAACCUCUAUCAACCACAAGGUCUACAGAGUUGGUAACGGUUCCGAGGAGAACUCUGGUUCUACCGAGUUCGACAGAACCGCCAAGACCAUCAACCCAUUGGGUGGUUUCGUUAGAUACGGUAACGUUAACAACGAUUUCGUCAUGGUCAAGGGUUCCAUCCCAGGUGUUAAGAAGAGAGUUGUCACCUUGAGAAAGUCCUUGUACGUUGACACCUCCAGAAGAGCUCUUGAGAAGGUCAACCUUAAGUGGAUCGACACUGCUUCUAAGUUCGGUAAGGGUAGAUUCCAGACCCCAGCCGAGAAGAGAGCUUUCUUGGGUACCUUGAAGAAGGACUUGGAGAACUAA
Messenger RNA from Candidozyma pseudohaemuli, 1170 nucleotides. RefSeq names its product 60S ribosomal protein uL3 (gene RPL3). The record is from RefSeq and is a predicted model, not a curated record. Gene Ontology annotation, cellular component: cytosolic large ribosomal subunit; ribosome. The transcript has a single exon. Bases 1 to 1170 code for a protein of 389 amino acids. NCBI's taxonomy places the organism in Eukaryota, Fungi, Ascomycota, Pichiomycetes, Serinales, Metschnikowiaceae. Gene Ontology annotation, molecular function: structural constituent of ribosome; RNA binding. Gene Ontology annotation, biological process: ribosomal large subunit assembly; translation.